ACUGUGAGGGAGGACCCCUGUGCCAUGCCCCUGUCACCCCAGUGUUUCUCCUUUGUCCACACAGCGGUCUGGGUUAGAAACACCAGGGCCCACUGCAACUUUUGUUAGGGCCACUUAGUGCUGGUUGGGAGCCACAGGGCCGUGGCCUUUGUUUCUCCGUGGUGAUUACUGCUUGUGCAGCCUCCUGCCAGUGCUAGACCUGUCUGGAAGGGAAGGGCGUGUGCUGUUCCCGUCUGUCUUUGGCCAGAAGAGCCUCCCAUUCUUUGCCUUCACCAUGUUUGUUUUUUUCUGCACAGGAUUUCUCCUGGCUGGGGCACACCCAUUGGUGUUCAGUGGAAGUAGAAACAAUUGGAACAAACAAAAUGUGGAAGCUUAAAGAGAAAAGAAGGAGAUGGUGGGCAGGGCUUCCAGGCCACGUGUGAUCUGUGGCACUGCUUGGCCUGUGGACUGUGGCCACAGUCGCGUUGCUGUCCCUGGCUCCCUUCUCUUUGAAGGUCUCCUUUGCCAGCGCACACGGCUCCCUGGGCUGGAAUGUCUGUUCAUUCAUCCCUGCAGUUGUUUGCGGAUGUCCCGGGGCUAACGUGAGUUAGUUAAUGAAGUCCAAAGCCAAGCCUAAUGGCAAGAAGCCCGCUGCGGAGGAGAGGAAGGCCUACCUGGAGCCUGAGCACACCAAGGCCAGGAUCACCGACUUCCAGUUCAAGGAGCUGGUGGUGCUGCCCCGCGAGAUUGACCUUAACGAGUGGCUGGCCAGCAACACCACGACGUUUUUCCACCACAUCAACCUGCAGUAUAGCACCAUCUCCGAGUUCUGCACAGGAGAGACGUGUCAGACGAUGGCCGUGUGCAACACACAGUACUACUGGUAUGACGAGCGGGGGAAGAAGGUCAAGUGCACGGCCCCACAGUACGUUGACUUCGUCAUGAGCUCCGUGCAGAAGCUGGUGACGGAUGAGGACGUGUUCCCCACAAAAUACGAGAAUUCCCCAGCUCCUUUGAGUCCCUGGUGAGGAAGAUCUGCAGACACCUGUUCCACGUGCUGGCACACAUCUACUGGGCCCACUUCAAGGAGACGCUGGCCCUGGAGCUGCACGGACACUUGAACACGCUCUACGUCCACUUCAUCCUCUUUGCUCGGGAGUUCAACCUGCUGGACCCCAAAGAGACCGCCAUCAUGGACGACCUCACCGAGGUGCUAUGCAGCGGGGCCGGCGGGGUCCACAGUGGGGGCAGUGGGGAUGGGGCCGGCAGCGGGGGCCCGGGAGCACAGAACCACGUGAAGGAGAGAUGAGCCCCCCGGGCCGGACAGGGGCACACGUGUGCAAAGAGACGGUGGUGUGUGUUCUCUCCUGCAUCUGCGUGUGCACACAUGUGCUGGGCACGCGUGUGGUGAGGUCUGAGAGGGCCCCGGGCUGCACUGGUGUGGGCUGCACAGGCACAGACGCAGACGGCCCCGGCCGUGUCCUGUGGCCCCCUGUCGGAUGGAUGCGUGCCGUUUGUAGAGAAGAGCCUUUGGGCCCAUUCACUCGUUCAGCAGACACGCAUGGGACUGAUGCUUUGAGUUUUCUUCUGUGGGGUUUUCCUUUCUCUGGUCUCCGUGCAGCCCCUGCCCUCCCUCGGGUGCUGCUGGCCUCAAAGGAGGAACUCGUGGGGGGAGGGUGUGAUUUGCAGACCUGGGUCUCUGCUCUGCUCUGGGGGUGGGGCUUGCUUUCACAGAGACCCUCCUUCCCUCUCACCCCUCCUCUCCCGGCCUCGCCAGGAGUCUUGGCUGUUGGCAGCUCAGAGGUGGGGGAGGCCUGUGGUGUGAGGUGCCCUGCACCUGCUCCUGCUCCUGUCACCCCUUCCUGCUGCCUCCUCCAUGCCCAAGGAACACCCAUGGUGCAGUCCUCAGGCAAGGCCAGGACGGGGCUGAGGCCCUGCGUGGAGAUGCUGCACCAGCGGAAGGCUGAGACCCGCUUACCUUAGUUCAUCUGUUCACUCGUAAUAAAAAGAAUUCUCUCAGGUCA
Molecule: messenger RNA, 2003 nt
Organism: Homo sapiens (human)
Lineage: Eukaryota; Metazoa; Chordata; Mammalia; Primates; Hominidae
Gene: MOB2
Product: MOB kinase activator 2
Exons: 5
Coding region: 594-1007 (137 amino acids)
Cellular component (GO): perinuclear region of cytoplasm; cytoplasm; nucleus
Source: RefSeq, a predicted model, not a curated record